Messenger RNA from Cucurbita pepo subsp. pepo (vegetable marrow), 880 nucleotides. Lineage: Eukaryota; Viridiplantae; Streptophyta; Magnoliopsida; Cucurbitales; Cucurbitaceae. The record is from RefSeq and is a predicted model, not a curated record.
CUUGCUCCUCCCUUAUCUCGUGCGCGCUUACAAAGGCCUCUUGCCUCUCUCACGCGCGUUCACAGUUUCUUAAAAUCGCUUCGUCAUUUCUGUCCAUUGCUCCCAACAUUCUUCAGAUCAACAAGAAAACCUCAUCUCCAGAGAUCCGCAACGCAAUAGUAGCCUUCAUCUGCAGAUCUUAAGAUCAUUCAUCUCUGUUUAGGAUUUUACAAGCCGCAAUGCAGAGCCCUAACUCAUCAAGUGAAGAACGUCGAUUAGAAGUUCGAAAAUUAGAGAUUUCGGACAAGAACAAGGGAUUCAUUGAGCUAUUGCAGCAACUGACCGUUUGCGAUUCUGUGUCCGACAAGGACUUCGAAGAUAGGUUUCAGGAAUUAAUCGCCCUUGGAGACGAUCAUAUCAUUUGUGUCAUAGAGGACGAUCGAUCGGGGAAGAUCAUCGCCACUGGAAGCGUUUUCAUCGAGAAGAAAUUCAUAAGAAACUGUGGGAAAGCAGGGCACAUCGAAGACGUGGUGGUGGAUUCGAAUGCUCGAGGGAUGCAAUUAGGGAAGAAAAUCGUAGAGUUUCUUACGAAUCAUGCUCGUGCAAUGGGAUGCUAUAAGGUAAUUCUUGAUUGCAGCGUUGAGAAUCGAGGAUUCUACGAGAAGUGUGGGUUCGAGCAUAAGGCGAUUCAGAUGGCGAAAUACUUCAGUUGAAGAAGCCAAUAACGUGUUGCGACUUCGCGAUUGUAAGUGGAUUCUUCUCUGGAGAAUUUUCCUGCGCAAUUACCUUUCAUAUUUCUCUUUGUUUUGAUGAAUUUCUUCGAACACAAAUUAUUCGCGUCUCACUCUCACUUUCUUCAAAAGUGAAUUUCUCGGUAUUGAAUAUUCUGUUGGUGUCAAAA